AUGUCCUUCGCUAACUCUCUUCCAGUUGAUUCUUACGGGGGAACGGUCAAUGGCCGCUCCAUCACAUGGACCAAGGGCGCAGCGGCAAGGCUGCCCGCCGAUGCGAGCAAGUGGACAGUGGAUCCGGCCCUUAUGAAAGGUGCUACUGAGCAUGCGGCCCAUGCUACUGCCACACGACUCGGUAAACCCAAAGUCGUCAUUAUGGGAUCGCUUCAUGGCACGACAACUAUAGGUGAAACCCGUCAAAAGAUACCACACCGGCCUCAUUGCACAUUUCGAAUGGAGCCAGGCGGCCAUAUCAAGGUUCAUGUUUACGUUGAUGUUUCCAAUGCCAUCUCGGCGGACGGGUUGAAAGUGGUAGGAGAAAGUGUGAGUAUUCGCGAUCGGGAGCCGGACCCAAAGCUUUCCAUCGGGGACUACUGGAGGACAUAUAGUGAGUCCGCAUCGGCCUAA
Molecule: messenger RNA, 453 nt
Organism: Aspergillus candidus
Lineage: Eukaryota; Fungi; Ascomycota; Eurotiomycetes; Eurotiales; Aspergillaceae
Exons: 2
Coding region: 1-453 (150 amino acids)
Source: RefSeq, a predicted model, not a curated record